AUGUUGGUCCUACAGAAGAUGCCCCUUACAGCGGCCCUGUGCCUGAUGCUCCUUGCCACACUUCUACCCAGCUCUGAGGCCCGGCGUGGAGGCGGCGGAUUUGGCGGAUUUGGCGGAGGUAGAGGAGGUAGAGGAGGCUCCAGCCGGGGCUGGGGCGGUGGUGGUGGCCAGGCCUACAGACCAGUGCAGAGCAGUGGUCCCAGUGCAGGGAAAAUAGCAGGGGCGGCUGCAGUAGGCGCCAUUGGAGGAUCAAUGAUAGGAUCUGCUUUGAGCCGCCCUGGGUAUGGAGGAGGUUACGGAGGAUAUGGUGGAGGGUAUGGUGGAGGGUAUGGUGGAGGGUAUGGAGGGUACCCACGAUACGGAGGUGGUGGCUAUGGCCGCAGGCCUGGCUAUGACCCUGAGGGCUCUGGAGAUAUGGAGUACUACGUUGGCGCAUCUAGUGGCCCCAUCUACAACAGCAUCAUCGUUGUGAUUGGCUCCCUGAUGUCCCUGCUGAUUGGCCACUGGGCGGCAGUCAUGUAG
Molecule: messenger RNA, 522 nt
Organism: Limanda limanda (common dab)
Lineage: Eukaryota; Metazoa; Chordata; Actinopteri; Pleuronectiformes; Pleuronectidae
Gene: sprn2
Product: shadow of prion protein 2
Exons: 1
Coding region: 1-522 (173 amino acids)
Source: RefSeq, a predicted model, not a curated record